This is a messenger RNA of Vanrija pseudolonga, 990 nucleotides long. RefSeq lists its product as uncharacterized. Lineage: Eukaryota; Fungi; Basidiomycota; Tremellomycetes; Trichosporonales; Trichosporonaceae. The transcript is spliced from 2 exons. The record is from RefSeq and is a predicted model, not a curated record. The coding region runs from base 1 to 990 and encodes 329 amino acids.
AUGACCAGCUACAUCCUCGCGCUAGGCCUGCCGCUCGCCGCCGCCGCGCCGCUGCUCGCCGUCCGGCAGGACAGCAGCGCGGUGCCCGUGGUCGACGCGACAGCCGUGCCCAUCCCGGUGCCCACGCUCCCCGACCCGCCAGUGAACGGGACCGAGCCGACCGUGUCCCCGCUCGCCUCGACAGGGAGCCCGCUCCCGUCCCGCUCGCACAGCGUCGGCCUCGCUGUCGGCCUGGCAGUCGGGCUGGCCGCGCUCGUCGCCGCCAUCAUCGGCGUGUGGUACCUCCUCCGCAAGCACCACAGCCGCAAACCAGGGGCCAAGCCGUACCGCCCAUACGCCGAGGACUCUGACUCGAGUCCGUCAGCGAGCCCCGAGCUCAAGGCGGCGGUGCUCGACGACGAGAAAGCAGCGUCCGCGGGCCCGGGCGCGGCCCCGAGCGCGGCCAGCUCGCGCACUGGCCCGCUCGUCAUCAGCGGCCCGACGCGGGUUCUCCCGGCCGGUGCUGCUGGGCCGCUCGUGUCGUCGUCGACGCGCAGCCUGCCGCAGCCCGACGCGAUCGAGGAGAUCCGCUCCGUCUCCGACCAGCCGGUGCGCACAAAGAAGCACUCGCGCGCGCAGAGCAUGAUGAGCACGAUGAGCUUUGGGUCGCUGCGCUGGAUGGGCGCCGCGGUCGACGGCGACGGCGACGGCGUGCCUUCCCCCGUCGCGCCGACGACCUUCUCGCCCGCCGACUCGAGCGUCAGCGUCGCUCCGGCGGCACAGGUGCCGGCUGUCACUGUCUCCGCGCCUUCGGGGGAGAAGGUGGCGGCAGCUGAGAAGAAGAAGGAGAAGAAGAAGCGCGGGCAAGCUGCUGCCGCGACGCCAGUCCACACGGUACACGUACAUGCGCACGCGCGCCCGCACUCGUCUGCUGCCGCCGAGCGCGACCGCCCGCCGAGCCCAAAGUCGUCCGACUCGGGGUCGGGGCGCCGCCGCUGGUGGCGCCGUUGA